This is a messenger RNA of Pantherophis guttatus, 9988 nucleotides long. It is a transcript of the gene ARHGEF10, whose product is annotated as Rho guanine nucleotide exchange factor 10. Gene Ontology annotation, cellular component: centrosome. Gene Ontology annotation, biological process: mitotic spindle assembly; positive regulation of stress fiber assembly; actin cytoskeleton organization. The record is from RefSeq and is a predicted model, not a curated record. Lineage: Eukaryota; Metazoa; Chordata; Lepidosauria; Squamata; Colubridae. Gene Ontology annotation, molecular function: protein binding; guanyl-nucleotide exchange factor activity.
AAUCAUGCUCGAGGUCUCAGCGACAUCCUCGGCUCGGCAGGGUAUCCUGCGUGCGUGUGCGGGAGAAAUGCUGACCGCCUGCGUGUUUCGGAGGGGACCUCAGCAUCGGUGAAGCCGGAGGAGUGGAGGGGUGGUGGUGGUGGCAGUGCCUGGAGGCUGCAAAGAAUCAUUUAUUGUACAUUGAAAAGAAAACACAUUAGGGAAAGAAGAAUAUAAUGGAAAUGGAAGGAUUCCCUCCACCACCACCUCCUGAAGUUUUAGGAAAUGACAUACCAAUCACUGCUGCUAAUGAAGAAGAGGACGAAGAAGGAGAACAGUUUGACUUUGAUAGCGGAGAUGAGAUACCAGAAGCGGACAGACAAACUAUUUUGCCAAUUCAAGAAGAGGCAAAUUGUAUAGGUAAUGAAAAUCUAGAAAACCUAGAAGAAACAGAGAAAAUGCAGAGCUCCAAAGCCAAUGCAGAGGGCAUCCUACCAAGGGUAAACCCAUACUCUGUCAUAACCAUUUCGCCAAUGCAGGAAAAGGAGCUGUUGCUGUCACCAGAGCCAACCACACAAGAUGGAACUAUAAGUCCCACCCUCUCAAGUGGCUAUUCGGUUCCAGUGCCUUGUGGCUAUGCCGUGCCAUCCAAUUUGCCAUUGAUAUUGCCGGCGUAUUCCAGUCCUAUUAUAAUCCGCAACCCUUCUGUGGAUGAAGAAGCAAGUGUUCAUAUAGUAGCCGAAGAUGGUCAUUCAAAUUCUCAGAGUUCAGAAGAACCUCCAAACAGUGAAGAUAAUCAGGGAAGCACAGAUGAGAAUGCCUUGGCCAAAUGGGUGGCUGAUCCUGCAAAUACAGAGUGGAUGGAGAAUCCUGAUGAAGUAAUAUAUGAUGAUGUACCAAGAGAAAAUUCAGACUCUGAACCAGAGGAGAUGAUUUAUGAUGAUGUUGAGAAUGGAGAUGAAGGUGGAAAUAGCUCUCUAGAAUAUGGGUGGAGUUCCAGUGAGUUUGAAAGCUAUGAAGAACAGAGCGACUCAGAGGGUAAAAAUGGAAUACCCAGUUCUUUUCUGCGUGGCAACCACAGAAGACAAUUCUCUCAUGACUUAACCCGUUUAAAGGAGCACUAUGAGAAAAAGAUGAAAGAUCUGAUGACCAACACAGUCGGAGGAGUAGAGAUUCAGCAACUAAAGCAAAAACAUGAGCUGAAGAUGCAGAAGCUCAUGAGAGCAGCAAGGGAGGGCACCAAAGACGGGCUUGAAAAAACUAAAGCGGCUGUGAAGAAAGGCCGGUCAUUCAUCAGAACUAAGUCCUUUAUUAGUCAAGAACACAGAGCUACCUGUCUGGAGGAAGAGGAGCUAUUUAUUGAUGUAGAUUGCAUGCACACAGAAGCAAUCAUGACUCCAAUGCCAGAUGGAUUAUCCCAACAACAGGUUGUGCGAAGAUACAUUUUAGGCGCUGUGGUUGACAGUGAAAAAAACUACGUGGAUGCUCUGAAAAGAAUAUUAGAGCAAUAUGAAAAACCUCUUUCAGAGAUGGAGCCCAAAUUACUGAGUGAGAGGAAACUGAAGAUGGUCUUCUAUCGAAUUAAAGAAAUUCUUCAGUGCCAUUCAAUGUUUCAGAUGGCCCUGGCAAGCCGUGUCUCGGAGUGGGAUUCUGUUGAAAUGAUUGGUGAUGUCUUUGUUGCCUCAUUCUCUAAAUCCAUGGUACUGGAUGCCUACAGUGAGUAUGUAAUCAAUUUUAGCACAGCUGUGGGGAUUCUCAAGAAAACAUGUGCUACAAAACCUGCCUUCCUUGAGUUUUUAAAGCAAUGUCAAGAAUCUAGUCCUGAUAGAAUCACUCUUUAUGGCUUAAUGAUGAAGCCCAUACAACGUUUUCCUCAGUUCAUUCUUCUAUUACAGGAUAUGUUGAAGAACACGAUUAAAGGCCACCCAGACAGGCUGCCUCUACAGAUGGCUCUCACAGAACUUGAAACACUGGCAGAGAAAUUAAAUGAAAGGAAAAGGGAUGCAGAUCAGCGCUGUGAAAUAAAACAAAUAGCCAAAGCCAUGAAUGAGCGUUAUCUGAACAAGUUACUCAGCAGUGGCAACCGGUACCUGAUCCGAAGUGAUGAUAUGCUAGAAACUGUUUAUACAGACAAAGGGGAGAUCAUGAAAACCAAAGAACGGCGUCUGUUUAUGUUAAACGAUGUUCUCAUGUGUGCUACUGUGCAUAUUCGCUCUUCCCAUGAAAAUAGUGGUGUUGUGAGUGGCCAGAGGUAUUUAUUAAAAUGGAGUGUGCCACUUGGGCAUGUCGACGUCAUAGAGUAUGGAAGUAAUGAUGGCCAAGGUGAGAACUGCAGAUUCCCUUUGCAGCCGUCCUCUGAGAUCAUGGUUACCAACGCCAAGCCAAAUAAGCUUUAUAUGGGACCAGGGCAACUGUACAAUGAUUUGCAGAACCUCUUACAUGACUUGAAUGUAGUUGGCCAAAUCAGUCAACUAAUAUGCAGCCUGAAGGGAAACUACCAGAAUUUAAAUCAGUCAGUGGCUCAUGAUUGGACCUCAGGUUUACAGAAACUCAUUUUGAAAAAAGAAGAUGAAAUUAGAGCCGCAGACCGCUGUCGAAUUCAACUUCAGCUUCCAGGAAAACAGGACAAAUCAGGACGGCCUACUUUCUUUACGGCUGUGUUCAAUACAUUUACACCUGCCAUCAAACAGUCGUGGAUCAGAAGUUUACAAAUGGCUAAGCUUGCUUUAGCUGAUGAAAAUCUGCUGGGUUGGUUCUGUAUAGAUGAUGAUGGGAAUCAGAUUAAAAAAGAGAAACACCCACUCCUUGUGAAACACAUGCCUGUGAUGAUGGCCAAACAACAGGAAUUUAAGGUUGAAUGUGCUGCUUAUAAUCCUGAACCUUGUUUAUGUGAAGAAAGUGACCCUGAUUCUCUUUCUACUGAGUAUGGUUUUCUGUGGAUUGGCAGUUGUACUAAUCAAAUGGGCCAAAUCGCCAUUGUAUCAUUUCAAAACUCCAAUCCAAAGCUUAUUGAAUGCUUCAAUGUGGAGUCAAGAAUUCUCUGUAUGGUCUAUAUUCCAGAAGAUGAGAAAUCCAAAGAAUCAAAUAAUAUGUUUCCUGAAUCUGGAGACAUGGCUACAAAACCCCUCAGCGUGCCUACUAUUUGUCUAGGCAUGGAAGAAGGAAGCAUCUCUGUUUACAAAAGUAGUCAAGGCUCCAAGAAAAUCCGUCUUCAACACUUCUUUGCUCCCGAGAAGUCUACUGUGAUGAGCUUAGCAUACAAGACUCACCAUUUAUUUGCUGGCCUAGUCAAUGGAAACAUUGCAAUCUACACCAAAUUGGAAGAUGGGACCUGGAACUCAGAACCACAGAAAAUAGUGAAAUUGGGAGUUCUUCCUGUCAGAGGUCUUCUUGUGAUGGAAGAAACCAUCUGGGCUGCUUCUGGUGGACAGAUAUUUAUAAUUAAUACAGAAAGUCAUGCUGUAGAGUGCCAUUUUGAAGCUCAUCAAGAGGAAGGGAUGGUGAUCUCUCAUAUGGCUGUUGCAGGAGUGGGGAUCUGGAUUGCCUUCACAUCGGGAUCUACUCUCCGUCUUUUCCACACUGAAACCCUUAAACAUCUCCAGGAUGUUAAUGUGGCCACUCUUGCUCACAAUAUGUUAUCAGGACAGCAACGUGUUUCAGUGACUAGCCUCUUAGUAUGCCAUGGCCUGUUACUGGUUGGAACAAAUGUUGGGAUUAUAGUAGCCCUCCCAGUUCCUCGUUUGCAAGGAAUCCCCAAAGUGACUGGAAGAGGCAUGGUAUCUUAUCAUGCCCAUAAUGGCCCUAUCAAGUUCCUGGUAACGGCCUCUGUGACAAGCAAGCAGAACAAAAGCAAGUCAAAAUCCAGGUUGAAUUGUCCUCAUUCAGGCCUGAAAGAAGAUGACCAAAAGGGUGCUGGACCUGAGAGGCCCAAUUCUUCUCUGAGCAACCCCAGUGACAAUGCCAUUUGGUUGGGGGGCUCAGUCGGAUCCAUUGCUCAGAAAAGUGACUUGUCUUCAUCGUCUGGGUCACUCACGUUGUCUCACGGAUCCAACACAGCUGAACCUCGGCCGGAAGAGAGUGCUGUCUAUGAGCUUUUGAAAGAAGUCUCCCCUGACCAGAGUAAAAGACAUAGAUCCAGAGAGGGGAAAGCAAUAUCCAUCUUAGUCAUCUCUGGAGGACAAGGACACAGAAGGGUGAAUAAGAAAUGCAAGCAGCAGCGGCCAGAUGAACUGGUGUCUUCAAUAAUGAUUUGGCAGAUUCCACUGUUAAAAAUCUGACAGGAUACAAUGCGAUUUGUUCAAUGGCAAAGUUUGCUUUGGUGUUAACACCAUCAUGAUGAAUUUACAUUUUUAUCUCAAAGCAAAUUAAAUAUCAAUGUUUGCAAAGGCCUCUUUAUAAGGUUUCUUUGUCCUGAAUUUACAUGGGUUACUUUGUUAGAACAAGUAUCUUAGAUAUAUUCGAAGAAGCCCAUUUCAGAGCUAUAUCUAAACAUAUAUUUGAGUCUUCAAAAGUUCUUUAGUUGAAAAAAAAAAUCCAUUUCAAGCAUUUUUUCUCAUUUUGCUACUAUUUAUAUUCAAAUAUUGUAGCCUAAAAAAUAUUCAAUGAAGGGAAAGGAUCGAAUAGUAUUUCUCUGAUGAGCCUUGCUUAAAUAAUUAUUUCUUGCAAGGCAAUAUCAUGCACGUGUGUUUCAUUUUCCACAAACAUUUUUAAAGCAAUCAUUAUUCCAAGAUAGUCUACUAGCUUAAUUCCAGAGACUAUAAAUAAACCUGUAAUAUACUUUCUCAAGUAAGUGUCAGACACAAUAAAAAAGUUUUUUGGUUAUAUACUACAGAUUUAUACGUGGGAGGAAAAAGAGGUAGGGCUAACUUUUAAUUAUUAAUACUUAAAAAUGAAUAUUAUAAAAAGAAAUGUCAAACAUUCAGAAUGAAAUAUGUUUGACUUACUAAGCGAUGUAUUUUUUUUUUAAUCUUUUGGUUACUCCCAGUAAGUAGAAGGGAAAAUGAAACCACUGUGAAAUUUAGUAGAUUCAGGCAGUUGCUUGUGUUUUGGUGCUCCAUUUAAUUAUAGCACAUUCUGUCGCUGGCGGUGGAAUGUGCCUCAUUUAUCUAUAUGGCUGCUUAUAUAUUUCGAUUAGCAUUAGAUAAUAGUGAGGAAAUCAAGUAUAAACAUAAAAUAAAGAGACCCUAACAUUAAAGUAUAUUGUUUUCAUAAGAUUAUUAUAGUUGGUCAGCCAGAUGGAUAGUCUGGAUUUGGCAUUUUGAUCCACUUAUUGAGUCCUUCCCAAGGACCCAGGAUAGGCUGAUAGUGUUUAAGAUAUCAUCCAUCGGGGCGGGGGGGGAGCUGUUCCAAGUAAAGUUGCCUUUUGCAAUUGAUGGUAGUAAUUUUGUCAAUGCCAAUGAUGUUCAAGUGGUGCUCCAGAUGUUUUAGGAUUGCACCCAGGACACCUGUUAUUGUUGGUAUUACCUUUGCUUUCUUUUGAUGUGUUUGUUCUGUUUCUAUUUGUAGGUCUUUGUAUAUUGUGAUUUUCUACAGUUUUUCUGCUUCUGUUCUGCUGUCUCUAGUACUGCAACGUCUCUUAUCCAGACUUCUUUUGUUUUUCUUAUCAACAUUUGAUACCUCUGGGGUGUUAUGUAGCAGUUUGAAUUCUAAAGUCUCAGAGUACUUUAGUUCCUUCAUUUUUCUAUUACGUUGUCUAUGUUGAGGUCCCAUCAGUAUUCACUUGCAAAUGGUAUGUUUUGCAGAUCUUCCAAUAUACCAUUGGAACAUCUAUUUUGUUAUCAGUCUGUGCAAUCAGCUAACUUGGUGGUCUGGUCCACUGUAAUGAAACUCCUUUGCUGGGACCACAUUUGCUGUCUGUUGCUGUCUAUUCAGUUCUGGCUUUAUGUGCAUUUGCUCUUCAAGCUUGGCCUUGUGCAGGCAGAAUUAGCUCUCCAGUCUCUUUCUUCAACUUUCCUGCUCUUAGCUAUUGGCAGGUCUUGUUCUGCUCUGCUAUAUUUUUAAAUGUUCUGGCUGUGUAAUACUUUGCCUUGCCAUGUCUCUUAUUCUAUGUUUCAUUUGGUCUUUCUUGUAGGCCAGUUUGCUCUUUCCGAUAUUCAGUAAACCUUUAUGGUGUACUACCUUCAUUGCAUCUUCUUCAUUGUUCUUCAGAUAUUCUUCCAGUACCCUUUUUUCUUCAACUUUCUGGUGUACUUGCAACAUUCCACAUCCACCUGUUUUCCUUGGCAAAUAAAGUCUGUCACUUCAUUAAUGAAGGGAAUAAUUCAUUGUUAUUAUUUUUUUCUGAUCAUCCCAUGCAGGGCUUUUAGUUCUGCUUGAGUCUAGUCCAGUGUUCCAGCUCUGUAUCUAAUGACUUGUGCAAUUAUUAAUUGCCUUGUUGGUAUUUCCAUUACUGGGUCUAUACUUUAAGAUCUUCAUGGCCAUGAUAAAUUCACUUCUAACUUUGUGACUUCACUGUUCUUGAUGUCAUGUUGAAGGAUGCCAGGAAUUUGUAAUGAAUUUAUUCAUCUGGACUCUUGAUGGUAUUUCCAUUCAUAUUUCACAGGUUUUGCUUUGUUGAUGGUAAAGGUGGCACAUUUGUCUAGUCCAAACUCCACAGUAAUGUCUUGGGACAGUGUGGAGCAGCAAUUCUAUUUCAGAUGGUGCUUUUCCAUACAGCUUCUUAUUGUCUGUGCAAAAGAGAUGGGAUAGCUUGGCAGAUUUCUUUGAAGUUGGUAGCCAUGCCCUGACUUAUUCAGUAUGGAUGACAGAGGAGUCAAUGUAGCGACAAACUCUAGUGGUGAUAAGCUCCUUGAAAAAUUCCUCUCUUGGUAUUAACCUCUCCUUGUAUUUCACCAUUGACCGGCAACUGUGUCUUCCAUUGUGCUUUGCUCAAACCUUCUGAUGUUUCUACUGAUUCGUUUUAUUUAUAGACACUUGAUUAUCCAAUAAUGUAGCAGAGAGUCAAAUGCCUUAUUGUAAUAAAUCCAAGCCAGGUUCAGCUUGGUCUUCCUUCUCUUGUAGUUUUCCAGAAUCAUUUUAUCAAUUCGUAGUUAAUUUUUAUUCCUCUUCUGUUUCGGUGGUUUUCUUUCUGCUCAGGUGGAAAGAGCUUGUGUUCAAUCAGAUGCUAUUGGAGUACAUCAGCUACUACACCUGUUAGCAAGUUGUUGAUAAGAAGGUAUUGGCCUAUAGUUGCCUGGUGUUGUCCCUUUUUCUGAAACUUUUAUUAUCAGGUAGGUUUUGCUAGAUGUUAACGACUCUUCAAUUUCACCUCCUUGCUAAGUAUGUUGUUAAACUGCUUGACAGCAAGUGGGUGUAGACCAGUCAACCAGAAGCCAUGCAGUUCAUCUUCACUUGGUGCUGACCAAUUCUUGAUCUUCCUUGCCCUUUUCUCCACCAUUUCUGCUGUUAUCGCAAGUUCUGUUUUAUUCUUAUCCACCUCCUUUAGCCAAGAUGCCUUCUUGUAUUUUUUGGGGUUGUCCCAUGGCUCCACCCAGUACUGCACUGUUUUUUCUUUGCCAGAUGUGGCUGGUUCACUGCAGUCUCUCCAUUGAUGGACUGGUGUAAACAUUUCUGAUUUGACUGAAAUUGAAUAUUCUGCCUGUAGUGUGCAAUUUGAGCUUUGUAUCUGCUGAUUUUCUUGGCUCUAACUGUUGUUUGCUGAUAUUUUCUUGAUCAGGUGUUGUUUGGUCUUCUUGUCUUUCAUCUGUUCCAGCUUGCUUGUAUCUGAUCUUAACAUGCUGUUCUUAUUUUCCAGCCUGAUCUUCCAUUUUGGUGGUGUACUGUUUGGCUUUUUUUCCUCUUGUUUGUUGAUUUUGCAUCCAACAUUUUCAGUUAUAACUGCACCCAUGCUGUAAAUUAAUUGGUUUGUUUGCCCAGGAUGGUUGAACCUCUGGCAUAGCUCUCCUCCUCCUUCUCAGGGCAUGUAAGGCCCACAGCCCUGGCAAGAUAUUGACUCAUUAUGACUUCAUUGCUCUCCAGAUACAUCACUGAUUGUUACCAGUGCAUAUUAUUAACACAGACUUUGAUCUGAAGUCAACAAAUGUGCAUUUGUCAUGUGAAUAUUAGCAAACAAAAAACAAAAAAACAAAACCCAGCCCUACAUCUAUAGAAAGAAGAUGCCAUGGCUGUUUCCAAGCAAUAAAGAAGGGAAUUUGUAUAAUCAAAGCAAGUCAACAUAUUUUCCUUUUAAUAAAAUGGAAAAUUACAUAAUUAUCUGGGAUGAAAACACAGGUGCUAUCACUGCUGUUAAAAACUUAAUUGCUCGUGACCAACAGCUACAACUUCAGAAGCCAUCGUAAUGACUCUGGAUAAUGGUAAUUAAGCAUCAUUUUAGAGUUUGUAGAACUAUGUGAUGUCUUAAAACCUGGGUGUACCUGAGACUUGCCAGAGCUUAGCUGCAGGAAGAGAUCAUUUACCUCAAGCUUGCAAGCUUAUCCAUUUGGAUUUCUUGAGAUUUGUAUAUGUAAUACCAGUAGUGGUAUAUUCUGAUAGGAUGGGAUGGAACAUGAGAAUUUAAACUUUAAAAGAGCUGUACCAAUUAACAGUCUGCUUAUUGGGAAUAAUAGCAGAGCAGUAUGUUGGAUCACAGAGACUCCUAGUUUCAUCUUUUUUCUUCUUCUUGAAGAAGGGGCAAUUCUAGUAGGAAACUUACAUUACAAAGCUCUGUUAUGGCCAUUUCUUUCAAAUGUAAUACACACUGAAUUCAUUGCACUUAGGGAAAAUUCAAUUAGAUCAAUGGAUAUUAAAUGUUUGUUACCUGUGACUAAAUUUGAUAUAGUUAUACAAUAAUGAAGACAUAAAUUUGUGUAUGAAAGAGGAGGGAGGCUUCCUCUUUUCCUGAAGCCAGAAAAAGAGUAGGCAGAAAACCGAUUGGCAUCCACCAGCAAGUUAUUGGUUUGCAAUAAAUUAGAAAGCACUUUUAAUAUGAGCAAUAGAUUUUUCCCUCAAUUAGAGCAUUAAAAGCCUUACUAUCUACUUAAUCAAAUGUAGAUUCAUAUUUGUGGAGUCACAAAUUUACAGCUUAGCCGGUAUAAAGGGUAAUCACUUCUGUCUCUUGAGUUGCUCUUUUAUAUAUAGUUCCAACUGAUGGUUGUCUUGAUAGUCAAACAAGUAGUUUUCAUAAGUGUGUGUCCUUGGCUGGAUGUGAAACCUUGUCAUAUAUCUUUAGGUCAGCAGUAAUGAAACAUUUGAAUUUCUGGCUCCUUAAUGCAGACAUGGGUACUCCCAGAAUUCAUUUCUAAAUGAGAAUUUCCCAUAGUGAAGAUACAACUAUAAGUUCUUUAAGCCAUAAUUUUACAGAAAAGGUGUUCAGAAUUGCAAGCGCAUUAUCAAGUAACUUCCAAAUGAGUCCAUUACAGCAGAGGUCAAGAAAAAGAACUGAUAAUGUCUAGAGAAGUUGGAAAAAUAUUUUUAACUUUUAGCACUUAACCAUCCCAGUUUACACCCCUCAAACAUUUGUGGUUUAGGUUUUGGUUAUAUACUGAUUUGCCAUUGGUUGAUAAAACGUGAAACUAGUUCCCUAAUUUCAGGAUUUCUUUGAACUCGCCUGUCUCGGAUAAUAUUUCCUACACUCUAACACAACUUGCUUUGGAAACUGAAAGGGCUUUGAGGAACAGUUUGUGAUAGAGCUUUCUAAAGAAAAUUCCAUUAAGCUCUUUGGAUUCUGGUUAUUGAGGGCUGCUGAGGAAGUUUCCUAACAAGACUAUUAUAAAAUAGGUGUGCUAUAUUACAGAACUUUUAAAAACUCCAAUAAAAUUGUAUAUAUGUAUAGAUUAAAAUGCUAACCAGUAACCGAAAUACUGCUUUAAUAUUGGAUACAAGCCACAUUUAUAGUCCACACAGAAACAUAUAUGUGUUGCUAGGCAGAUUUUUGUGUCUGAUCCCAAGUGAGAAUAAUGAUAUCUGGGAGGAAGACAGCCACUAUGUUUCAUCAAAUGUUUUCUAAUAUCUAACAGUACAUUUGUUAUAACCUGAGCCAUACAAAUAUGUAUUUAUGUCUAAAAUAAACUCAAUAAACUGUGAAUAAACAAGA